This is a messenger RNA of Papaver somniferum (opium poppy), 699 nucleotides long. RefSeq names its product pentatricopeptide repeat-containing protein At3g53360, mitochondrial-like. The record is from RefSeq and is a predicted model, not a curated record. The transcript has a single exon. Gene Ontology annotation, biological process: RNA modification. NCBI's taxonomy places the organism in Eukaryota, Viridiplantae, Streptophyta, Magnoliopsida, Ranunculales, Papaveraceae. Bases 1 to 699 code for a protein of 232 amino acids. Gene Ontology annotation, molecular function: protein binding; RNA binding.
AUGAAUUUGUUAAGUUGUUCUUGUUCUUCAACUCCAGUACUCAUUUUCUCAUCGAAACAAAAACAUCUAGUAAAAUCUUCUCUAUCAACCAAACCCACUGCUAGUUUGCCUUCAAUCAACACCCAAACCAACAAUUUCUUUGCUUCUUAUGCUAAAUCCAAAACCCUUGAUCAAACCCUUCAACUGUUUCAACUUCUUCCAACUCAAGACACAACUACAUGGAACACUCUGUUAUCAGCUUGUUUAAGCCAAUCUCAAUUAACCACUACCAUUAAUCUCUUCUUCCAAAUGAUCACCUCAGAUGCCUCUUUAGUACCUGAUGUUCUCACUUUCAGAUGGGUUCUUAGAGCUUUCUCUGAAACUAAAAGCUACUCGCUAGCUUUUCAAAUUCAUGCAUAUAUGACAAAAUUAUAUGGACCAUGUUCUCCUGAUUUGAUAACUAAUACUUGCUUGAUCAAUAUAUAUAGUGAAUUCGGAUGUAUUAAAUCUGCUCGUCCGUUGUUUGAUUUAAUUACCGAUAGAGAUGUUGUUGCUUUUACCUCCAUGAUGGUAGGUUAUAACAAUGCAGAUGAGUAUGCAGAGACAGUGGGGAUUUUCAAAUCCAUGGUUGGGAUUUAUGGAUUAACGCCCAAUGGGUUCAUUUUCACUUGUAUAUUAACUGCUUUGGCGAGUUUGUCGUCUUUGGUUGAGGGGGAAUAA